Arachis stenosperma is the source of this 918-nucleotide messenger RNA. Its product is annotated as pathogenesis-related protein 1A-like. Lineage: Eukaryota; Viridiplantae; Streptophyta; Magnoliopsida; Fabales; Fabaceae. The transcript is spliced from 3 exons. The coding region runs from base 1 to 918 and encodes 305 amino acids. The record is from RefSeq and is a predicted model, not a curated record.
AUGAAGAUGGUAAUAAUAAUAAUAAGCUUUGUAAGCAUAUUACUGGCAUUGUGCAUAGUAGCUGCGGUACAAGAGCCUCCAGAAGAGUAUUUGGAAAUCCAUAAUGAUGCACGAGCAAGCCUUGGGAUUCCUCCUCUAAAGUGGGAUGUGAAAUUAGCAAAAACAGCUCAACAGUAUUUGAAUAAACUCAUCCAAAAUUGUGUCAAGGGGAAACUUCAGCCAAUCAAAAGCCGUUACUACGGCCAAAAUGUUGCGUGGCAUAUGGCAUCCGAUCCCUUUACGGGAGCAAAAGCGGUGGCGGGGUGGGUUGCCGAGAAAAAGUAUUACGACUAUAAAUCCAAUUCGUGCAUUGGUGGUGAUUGUGAAUGCUACACUCAGGUUGUUUGGAGAAACACUACUCAUAUUGGGUGUGCUAGAGUUAAGUGCGAUAAAUGCCAAAAGAGAUGCACCCUUGUUCUUUGUCUUUAUAGUCCUCCAGGAAAUGCUGAUGAUAUGGCAAGGAAGAAUGCUCAGGAGUCUUACCAAAGAGUUCAGGAGGCUAAGGCAAAGUCCCGAGCUAGGUCCGGUGGUGCCAGGGCGAUCACCUAUCCUCCUCCUCCUCCUCCUCCUCCUAAGAAUGGGAAAUAUCAGCCAACCAUAGACCCUUACUACGGCCAGAAUGUUGCGUGGCAUAUGACAUCCGAUCACUUUACGGGGGCAAAAGCGGUGGAGGGGUGGGUUGCCGAGAAAAAGUACUACGACCAUAAAUCCAAUUUGUGCAUUGGUGGUGAUUGUGAAUGCUACAUUCAGGUUGUUUGGAGAGACACUACUCAUGUUGGAUGUGCUAGAGUUAAGUGCGAUAAAUGCCAAGUGGGAUGCACUCUUGUUGCUUGUCUUUAUAGUCCUCCAGGAAACGAUGAUGGUGUACGUCCUUACUAG